This is a messenger RNA of Labeo rohita (rohu), 2174 nucleotides long. RefSeq names its product kynurenine aminotransferase 1 (gene kyat1). The record is from RefSeq and is a predicted model, not a curated record. Gene Ontology annotation, molecular function: pyridoxal phosphate binding; L-kynurenine:2-oxoglutarate transaminase activity. The transcript is spliced from 15 exons. Bases 195 to 1535 code for a protein of 446 amino acids. Gene Ontology annotation, biological process: biosynthetic process. NCBI's taxonomy places the organism in Eukaryota, Metazoa, Chordata, Actinopteri, Cypriniformes, Cyprinidae. Gene Ontology annotation, cellular component: mitochondrion; cytoplasm.
UAGAGGAGGAGCUCUGCUCGCAGUUUCAUUGGCUCAGACUGAGGAAGACACUUGAGUAGUCAAUGUGACGUCUUGGGAAUGUGACACCGGGGAAAGUAGAUGAAGAAGGACAAGACUGCUGUCAUGUCACUGAAUUAUUGACUGCGCGGCAUUUAAGCAGAAAUCCUGCAAUAAAGGUGUUUUGAAACCGUGGCAUGUGGAGAAGAGCGGCUGCAAAUGGACCUUCGCUGUCAAUAAGAUUAAUAAACGCAGGUUUUCACGAUAAGGCCAAUAUGUCUCGUAGGUUGCACGCGAGAAGAAUUGAAGGAAUUGACAAGAAUAUAUGGGUGGAAUUCACUCAGCUGGCCGCUGACUAUAAGGCUGUGAACCUGGGUCAGGGAUUCCCUGAUUUCUCCCCUCCUAGUUUCAUUCAGGAGGCCUUCUGCAAUGCCUUGAAUGGAGGUUUCUCCAUGCACCAGUACACACGUGCUUUUGGCCAUCCACAUCUUGUGAAAAUCCUGGCUAAGUUCUUCAGUAAGAUUGUUGGCCGGGAAAUAGACCCAAUGGAGGACGUCUUGGUUUCUGUAGGAGCAUAUCAAGCCCUUUUCUGCACCUUUCAGGCUCUUAUUGAUGAGGGCGAUGAGGUUAUUAUUGUGGAGCCAUUCUUUGACUGUUAUCAGCCAAUGGUAAUGAUGGCGGGAGGAACAGCUAUAUAUGUGCCCCUUAAACCGAGGGAAGGCUGUGGUCCUGUUCUGUCCAGUGCUGACUGGGUGUUGUCUCCUGAAGAGUUGGCGAGUAAAUUUAGUCCUCGUACCAAAGCCAUUGUCAUUAACACUCCCAAUAACCCUCUUGGCAAGGUCUAUCAGCGGGAUGAACUUCAGAUGAUUGCUGACUUGUGCAUUAAACAUGAUGUCAUUUGCAUCAGUGACGAGGUGUACGAGUGGCUCACAUAUGAUGGAACAAAACAUGUGAAAAUCGCCAGUCUGCCAGGUAUGUGGGAACGCACUGUCACCAUUGGAAGUGCAGGCAAGACUUUCAGUGCCACAGGAUGGAAGGUGGGUUGGGCAAUUGGAUCAGGACAUAUCCUGAAGCACUUAAAAACUGUGCAUCAGAACUCAGUGUAUCACUGCGCCACAGCUGCCCAGGAGGCUGUAGCGGUAGGUUUUCAGAGGGAGUAUGAUGUAUUUGGAACAGAGGAAAGCUAUUUCCAUCAGUUACCAAUACAUCUUCAUGAAAAGCGACUGAGGCUGGCAGAUUGCCUGAAGAGUGUCGGCCUAAAACCUAUACUACCCCAGGGAGGAUACUUCAUGAUCGCAGAUAUCUCAAAUCUUAAUGUUGACCUUACUGACCCAAGUACUGAAGAUGAACCUUAUGACUACAGAUUUGUGAAAUGGCUCAUAAAAGAGAAGGGACUGGCCACUAUCCCUGUGUCUGCAUUCUACAGCCCGGAACACAGAGGCGAAUUCCAGAAAUACAUCCGAUUCUGCUUUGUUAAGGAGGACUCAACCCUGCAAGCAGCAGAGGACAUCCUGAGGCAAUGGAGUGACAGCAAAUGAAAAUUCAGAAUUCUGACAGAACAGGCCUUCCACAUACUGACAAAUCUGAAACGCAAGAGAUCUUGUAGGAUAACAAAUCUAAAAUGAAAUUGAUUUGUUGCAGUUUGGGAUAUGAAUGGUUAUUAAAAAGAAAAGCGUUUGUUAUUAGGCUUAAGAUUGAUUAUAUGCAGGACUAGUGGUUACUGCAUCACGAAACAAUCAAUAUCAGUAUAAUUUUACGCUAAAAACAUAUUAGUGGGUGGAAUCUGUUGUAGUCGGAUAAGCAUUAUUGUUCUUUGAUUUUUAUGUUCUUUCUGGAUUAUACCUUGAACUGCAUUACAGUCUGUUAUAACUGGCUCCACUCCAAGUUACUAAUAACACAUUAAUAGAUUUCACUUCAUGUUUUAUUAACUUAUACAAAGUAAGUAUUAUGUUCAGCCACUUCCAUGAUAAAAUAUUGCAAACUACCUCAUACAUCUGCAUGUAGAUCUAAAGGAACAUUGUUUGUGGAUGAUCUAAACACUGUCACCAGUUGCAGAAUUUCUUUGACACACUUCUGCAGGAGAAAGCAAUAACAUGUGUCAUUGUCGCACAUUGGUUUUAAAUAUAUGCCACGUAACUGAUUGCAGCAUAAAUAGUAAUAAAACUAAUCUGAACAUA